This is a messenger RNA of Trichomycterus rosablanca, 1945 nucleotides long. RefSeq names its product acylglycerol kinase (gene agk). Gene Ontology annotation, molecular function: acylglycerol kinase activity; ceramide kinase activity; ATP-dependent diacylglycerol kinase activity. The record is from RefSeq and is a predicted model, not a curated record. Gene Ontology annotation, cellular component: mitochondrion; cytoplasm; membrane. Gene Ontology annotation, biological process: phosphorylation; sphingosine biosynthetic process; ceramide biosynthetic process. Bases 100 to 1368 code for a protein of 422 amino acids. Lineage: Eukaryota; Metazoa; Chordata; Actinopteri; Siluriformes; Trichomycteridae. The transcript has 15 exons.
GUAACGUACCAGUUCAACCACACUGUAGAUCCAGGUUAAUGGUUACUGGUAUGUUGCAUGUUCACUUUAUUAGGUAGAUAGGUUAUUUAGAUCGGGACAAUGGCCCGGGUGGUGAAGGUGAUAAGGACUCUGCGGAAUCACUGGAAGAAAUCUACCUUUGCUGCAGGUGUCCUGUCAUAUGGUGGAUACUGGUUGUACGGGAAGCACUGUGACAGUGUGCUGCGGAGAGAGGCUUGUGAGGAAGCCAGGGAAUUUGGCAGGCAAUUGAUUGCCCCCCAGGAGCAGCUAAGGAAAGCUACAGUGAUCCUGAAUCCAGCAGCAAGCAAAGGAAAAGCCAACACACUGUUUGAAAAGAAUGCAGCACCCAUUCUACACCUCGCUGGUGUGGAGGUUAAAAUUAUAAAGACCGAUUAUGAAGGGCAAGCAAAAAAGCUGAUGGAUCUGAUGGAGGAGACUGACAUGUUAAUUGUUGCUGGUGGUGAUGGGACACUGCAAGAGGUGGUAACUGGCUUGCUGAGAAGAACCGAUGAGGAAACCUUUAGUAAAAUACCUAUCGGCUUCAUUCCUCUUGGCUCCAGGAACUCUCUGAGCCCAAGUCUACAUCUGGUUACUGAUAACAAAGUAAAACGCAUCACUUCAGCAACGCUGUCCAUUCUUAAAGGCGAGACUGUGCCACUGGAUGUAUUGCAGAUAAAGAGUGAGAAGGAGCAGCCCAUCUUUGCUUUGAUUAGUUUACGCUGGGGUGCCUUUCGAGAUGUUGCAGGAUCCAUCAGCAAGCAUUGGUAUCUGGGCCCUUUGAAGGCAAGAGCAGCACAUUGGUUUAGCACACUAAGGGAGUGGCCUCAGACCCAUCACGCCUCUCUGUCAUUCCUGCCUCCUGUUCCUCGCCCCCCAGACCUGCCUGAUGAGAAGCCCUCGAGACCAAACCUUGUGUACCGCGUCUACCGCAGGCUUCAGAACCACUGGAACCCUCCAGUGGAAGAACCCUGUAAAGAGGCAGAACCAGAGCGCUGGGAGGACAGGCAGAUCUCCACACUGGAGCUUACAAUAAGCACACAGAACAGCAACCCUGUGAAAAGGCGUACAGACGAUUCCCUGGUGCUCUCUGUGGAGCCAGACGCACUCACAGUUGGUCAGUUCAUCACAGAAGGGACCAAGAAGGCUGAAAAUCCACUUGAGUGUACAGAGGACACACUUCACAUAGAGGCGAGUGUGUGUCGGCUCAACCUGCCCGAGGAAGGCGCUGGUCAUUUCGACGUAGACAAUGAAGAGUUCGAGGCGAUGCCAGUGGAAGUAAAGCUGUUGCCACGGAAACUGAAGUUUUUCAGCAGCGCCGACCGCAGAGAAGAAUUAGCACAGAUGAACUGACCACUGUGUGGUUAAAUAACUAACAGCUGGGGAUGUCCAUAUGUUCUAAACUCUUGGACCUUUUUUUAUAUAUAAAACAAUAUUAUGGCUUGUCCCUCAAAUCAAGCUAAAUUUGAUGAAUAAAUAUUGUUUUGGAUUAAUGAUUCAUGUAUUUUAUGGAAAAAAAUUCCCACAAACCCAGUUAUAAAGCAACGUGCUACAGAAUAUAAGAGAUCAGCUGGAUGCAUAUGAAAUUUGUAUUUCUGUUUUAAUUAACCAUGCUGUCUAAACCUCUUAUUAUCUAUUAGAAACCAUUUUAACAGCUAUUGUAAUUGUACAGCAACACACAAUAAACUGGGCCCCUGUCAAUUAUGUAUGUUGCAUGUGUUAAAUAAAGCACUGUACAUAAACUGGGGAUAUAGAAACAUGUUUACCCAAAAACUGAACAGACUUGUACACAUAACACUUAAAAUAAGUGCACUGUCUAAUCCAGCAGGUCGUCUUCUGAUGCAGACUUGGCUACAGAGUUUACCCUACAAUCAAGUGAACUGAAUAUAUGUGACCAUGUAAAUACAUUAAAACAAGACUGAGUACAUCA